This is a messenger RNA of Tripterygium wilfordii, 4673 nucleotides long. RefSeq names its product mediator of RNA polymerase II transcription subunit 33A. Gene Ontology annotation, cellular component: mediator complex. The transcript has 13 exons. Gene Ontology annotation, biological process: regulation of phenylpropanoid metabolic process. Bases 574 to 4245 code for a protein of 1223 amino acids. The record is from RefSeq and is a predicted model, not a curated record. NCBI's taxonomy places the organism in Eukaryota, Viridiplantae, Streptophyta, Magnoliopsida, Celastrales, Celastraceae.
UGACUUUUUUCAUUUUCGGACCGAUAAUAUGCCCGGCUCCUCCAUUUGUCUUCGUAGAGACAUAAACGCAAACACGUAGAGGACAAGCAGAAAAGGCCCCGUGUGUUGCGGGACUCUUAUAGACGUGUUGGAUUCAAUGUUAACCGAUCAAGAAAUGGCCGACUCCGGACUGUGGGACGGUGUUGUAGAGUUGACCAAGGCGGCGCAACAGAAGGGUGUUGAUCCUAUGCUGUGGGCUCUGCAGUUGUCGUCGAAUUUGAGCUCGAAUGGAGUGGCUCUGCCUUCUCCGGAGCUGGCGGACGUGCUGGUGUCGUACGUUUGUUGGAACAUCAAUGUCCCGAUUAUCUGGAAGUUCCUUGAGAAGGCCUUGAUGAUCAAGGUUGUGCCUCCAAUGGUCGUCCUCGCUCUGCUCUCAGAUAGGCAUGGCUAUUUUGUACAGAAAUGAAUUCUCCUUGUGUUUCUGGCUUAGACAUUGUGCCAUAGAUUGUGAGGGACCGUUGAGUUUAUAAAAAUAGAGGUUUCCAAUUGGUGAUUCCAAAAAGAUGUUCCCAACCAGCAGCAUAUAGGCUUUACAUGGAACUCUUAAAGAGGCAUGCAUUUAUGCUUAAAUGUCAUGUGAAGGGGUCUAAUUAUGAGCAGGUCAUGAAAUCGAUAGAUGCUGUUCUUCAUCUCUCCCAGGUUUUCAGUCUGGAAUCAAAUGAACCUGGUGUUCUUAUGGUUGAGUUUAUCUUAUCAAUUGUGUGGCAGUUACUAGAUGCAUCAUUAGAUGAUGAAGGGUUGCUAGAAUUUACUCCUGAGAAGAACACUGUGAUGGCAACUAAACGUCUAGAAAUUGGAAUUGAUUGUUAUGAUAAUUAUGAUGACAAGCAUACUGCACAUCGUGAGAAAUUGCGGAGUACGAACACUGUGAUGGCCAUUGAACUAAUCGGGCAAUUUCUGCAAAAUAAAUCGACUUCAAGGAUUCUUUACUUGGCCCGUCAAAACUUGCCCACUCAUUGGGCAGGUUUUGCUCAGAGGUUACAUCUGCUCGGAUCAAAGUCAUCCGCAUUAAGAAAUUCUAAAAUUCUCACUCCUGAAGACUUCUUACGGUUAACUUUAGACACUGGUGUAAUCUUGCCUCGAGAAUGCAAGACAACUUCACUAGAAAAGUUCCAUGCAGUUAUGGCUUUUGGAUCCGUGGCCUCAUCUGCUGGUUUGUGCCAUGGAGCUAGUCGUUCUGAUCUUUGGCUACCUCUUGAUUUGGCACUGGAAGAUGCCAUGGAUGGAUAUCAAGUUAAUGCCACAAGUGCCAUUGAAAUUAUUACUGGACUUAUUAAAACCCUUCAGGCAAUAAAUGGCACUACAUGGCAUGACACCUUCCUGGGGCUUUGGAUUGCAGCUCUUCGACUAGUUCAAAGGGAAAGGGAUCCCAUCGAGGGUCCUAUGCCUCGCCUAGAUGCUCGCUUAUCUACAUUAUUGUCCAUAACAACACUUGUGGUUGCUGAACUUAUUGAGGAAGAGGAAGGUGCUCCAAUUGAUGAAACAGAAUGUGGCUCCACAAAUCAUUGGAAAGAAAAAAGGAAUUCAGGAAAUCGUCGCGCUGAUUUGGUUUCUAGCUUACAGGUAUUGGGGGAUUAUCAGGGCUUGUUGCCUCCCCCUCAAUGUGUUGUCUCUGCAGCCAAUCAAGCUGCAGCAAAAGCCAUGUUGUUUGUUUCAGGCAUCAACAUUGGAAGUGCCUACUUCGAGUGCAUCAGUACAAAUGACAUGCCGGUCAACUGUGCUGGAAACAUGCACCAUCUUGUAAUUGAGUCUUGUAUAGCCAGAAAUCUACUGGACACAUCAGCAUAUUUCUGGCCAGGCUAUGUAAAUGGACGCAUCAGCCAAAUACCUCACACUGUCCCAGGCCCAGCUCAAAUAUCCGGAUGGUCAUCAUUAGUGAAGGGCGCUCCGCUUACUCAAGCAGUGAUAAGUGCUCUGGUAUCAACACCUGCUUCAAGCUUGGCAGAGCUCGAGAAAAUAUUUGAAAUUGCUGUCGAAGGAUCAGAUGAUGAGAAGAUAUCAGCUGCUACCAUUCUUUGUGGGGCAUCUCUUAUUCGGGGGUGGAAUAUUCAGGAACACACAGUUACUUUUAUUACUAGAUUAUUGUCCCCUCCAAGUCCUGCAGAUUAUUCUGGUGGUGACAGUCAUCUGAUAGAUUAUGCCCCCAUCCUGAAUGUGCUUAUUGUCGGAAUAGCAUCUGUAGAUUGUGUUCAGAUUUUCUCGCUGCAUGGAAUGGUUCCACAACUUGCAUGUUCAUUGAUGCCAAUAUGCGAGGUUUUUGGAUCAUGUGUGCCCAAUGUCUCGUGGACUCUUCCUACAGGAGAAGACAUCUCUGCACAUGCAGUGUUUUCAAAUGCAUUUGCACUUCUUUUGAGGCUGUGGAGGUUUAAUCAUCCCCCUUUUGAACAUGGAGUGGGAGAUGUACCCACGGUUGGAUCCCAGUUGACUCCUGAAUAUCUCCUAUCAGUAAGAAACUCCCACCUAGUAUCUUAUGGGAAUGUUCACCAGAAUCAAAACAAAAGGAGACUCUCUGCAGUUGCGAGUUCGUCAUCUCAACGAGCUGUUUUUGUGGAUUCAUUUCCAAAAUUAAAAGUGUGGUAUCGGCAACAUCAAAGAUGUAUAGCUUCAAUACUGUCUGGUCUAGUCCAUGGAACUCCAGUUCACCAGACUGUAGAUGUGCUUCUUAACAUGAUUUUCAGAAAGAUCAAUAGAGGAAGCCAGCCUUUAACUUCUGUAACUUCUGGAAGUAGUAGUUCAUCUGGACCUGGAAUUGAAGAUACUUCUUUAAGGCCUUUAUUACCUGCCUGGGAUGUCUUAGAGGCUGUUCCUUUUGUGGUUGAUGCUGCUUUAACAGCGUGUGCUCAUGGAAGACUGUCUCCUCGUGAACUAGCAACAGUCUCAGGGCUUAAAGAUUUGGCCGAUUUUCUUCCCGUGUCUCUGGCUACCAUAGUGAGCUACUUUUCUGCUGAAGUGAGUCGAUGUGUUUGGAAACCAGUCAUAAUGAAUGGUACAGAUUGGCCCAGCCCUGCUGCAAGCCUGUCCAAUGUUGAGGACAAGAUCAAGAAAAUUUUAGCCACAACAGGUGUUGAUGUCCCAAGCCUUGCUGCAGGAGGGAGCACGCCAGCUACACUUCCACUGCCCCUUGCUGCCUUUGUAAGCCUCACCAUAACCUAUAAAAUUGACAAAGCAUCAGAACGCUUUCUCAAUUUGGCUGGCCCAGCUUUAGAGUGCCUUGCAGCAGGUUGCCCUUGGCCUUGUAUGCCAAUUGUGGCUUCCCUAUGGACUCAAAAGGCGAAGCGAUGGUGUGAUUUUCUUGUCUUUUCUGCAUCUCGUACUGUAUUCCUCCACAACAGUGAUGCAGUAGUUCAGCUUCUCAAAAGCUGCUUCACUGCCACACUUGGUCUGAACAAUACCCCUCUUUCAAGUAAUGGUGGUGUUGGGGCUCUUCUUGGCCAUGGAUUUGGUUCUCAUGUCUGUGGUGGGAUCUCCCCUGUUGCUCCAGGCAUUCUCUAUCUACGUGCUUAUCGAUCUUUGAGAGAUAUUGUCUUUGUUACAGAAGAGAUUGUUUCUCUUUUGAUCCAUUCUGUCAGAGCAAUAUCAUGCAGUGGGCUUCCCAGGGAUAGAUGGGAGAAGUUAAAGACAGCCAAGAAUGAUAUGAGAUAUGGACAGGUAUCGCUUGCUGCAGCUAUGAAUAGAGUAAAACUUGCAGCUUCUCUUGGUGCUUCUUUAGUGUGGUUAUCUGGCGGCUUAGGUUUAGUUAUGUCAUUAUUCAAAGAAACUUUGCCUUCUUGGUUUAUAGCUGUUCACGGAUCCGGGCAGGAAGAAGGAUCAGGAGAAAUGGUAGCAAUGCUCGGGGGCUUUGCCCUUGCGUAUUUUGCAGUGCUUUGUGGAGCAUUUGCUUGGGGCGUUGACUCGUCGUCGUCAGCAUCAAAGAGGCGUCCAAGAAUCCUAGGAAUGCAUAUGGAAUUUCUAGCCAGUGCACUUGAUGGCAAAAUAUCACUGGGUUGUGAUGGGGCAACUUGGCGUUCCUACGUAUCGGGUUUUGUGAGCCUGAUGGUGGGUUGCGCUCCCAUGUGGGUGCUAGAGGUGGAUGUAGAUGUGUUGAAGAGAAUAAGCACAGGGCUGAGACAUUGGAACGAGGAGGAGCUUGCCCUGGCUUUGUUGGGAGUUGGUGGAGUUGGUUCAAUGGGUGCAGCUGCUGAGCUGAUAAUUGAAUCGGAAUUGUGAUUUCUUUCUUCUACAUUCCUUCAAAUUUCGUGUACAAGUUUCGUAGGAUUGCAACUGUACUUCAUAGCACAUCGGCACGCACCUGAAGGUAGACAUGGGAUCCCAAAGUCCCUUUUCUCGGAGCUUGUCUUGAGUUAUGUCCUGAUUGAAUGUUCUAAGUUUUAACCCUUGUCUAAGGGAAAUUUUGUAUAGGAAGCUCAACCAUAGUCUAAUCUAAUGUGUCUUGUAUUAUAUUAUUUUCCAGAAAGUUGCCUGUAAAGUUUUGGUAGCUUCUACUUUCCAAUAAACUCCUGGGAAAAGGUGUUAAAUGUAACAUGAGGAAGUUGGAACAAACUUGUGGGGUUGACGGUUUCUGCAGUAGAAGUCAAUGCAGUAUGCGGAGCCCCACUGUUGCCAUUUAUAAGAUAUAGAGACCCUUUCUGAACUCA